Messenger RNA from Sphaeramia orbicularis (orbiculate cardinalfish), 519 nucleotides. Its product is annotated as histone H2A-like. NCBI's taxonomy places the organism in Eukaryota, Metazoa, Chordata, Actinopteri, Kurtiformes, Apogonidae. Gene Ontology annotation, molecular function: DNA binding; structural constituent of chromatin; protein heterodimerization activity. Gene Ontology annotation, cellular component: nucleosome. The record is from RefSeq and is a predicted model, not a curated record. The coding region runs from base 7 to 393 and encodes 128 amino acids. The transcript has a single exon.
UUAAUCAUGAGUGGACGAGGGAAAACCGGCGGUAAGGCCAGAGCUAAGGCUAAGAGCCGCUCCUCCCGUGCCGGACUCCAGUUCCCCGUGGGCCGUGUCCACAGACUGCUCCGUAAAGGGAACUAUGCCCAGCGGGUGGGUGCCGGAGCCCCUGUGUACCUGGCGGCUGUGCUGGAGUAUCUGACCGCUGAGAUUCUGGAGUUGGCAGGAAACGCCGCCCGUGACAACAAGAAGACUCGUAUCAUCCCCCGUCACCUGCAGCUGGCUGUCCGCAAUGACGAGGAGCUCAACAAACUGCUGGGAGGAGUGACCAUCGCCCAGGGAGGAGUUCUGCCCAACAUCCAGGCGGUUCUGCUGCCCAAGAAGACCGAGAAGGCCGGCAAGGCCAAGUAAAGCUGGAGAACCACAACCAGACCCAAAAGGCUCUUUUCAGAGCCACACACUAACUUCAAAACUGCAGCUUUACCAUAUGUUUGUAGAAAGGAUGCAGAGGCUUUUUGUGAGUGGUGUCUGAAAAUC